UAAAGGAGUAGUUCACUUUUGAAAAAACUUUUGCUGAUAAUUUACUCACCCCCAUGUCAUCCAAGAUGCCUAUGUCUUUCUUUCCUCAGUCGAAAAGAAAUUACGGUUUUUGAUGAAAACAUUCCAGGAUUUUUCUCCAUAUAAUGGACUUAAAUGGGAACCAUACGGUCCAAGGUCCAAAAUACAGUUAAUAACAGUUUCAGAUGCAGCUUAAAAUGUCUUUAAACGACACCAGACGAUGAAUAAGGGUCUUAUCAUGCGAAACAAUCGCUUAUUUCAAAACUUAUUCCAAAAAUGUACGUUUUCUAAGGACAAAUGCUAGCCUUGCUCUAUUCUGUGAGGCGCGUUUGUAACGUCACGUAAUACGCAAUUACGUUCAAAAGGUCACGGUUGACGUAGCCGGAAGUACAGAGUCAGUGUUUACAAGUUGAACGUGCAAACUAACUCAAACGCCGUUUACAAAAAAAGGAAUUAAAAGGUAAAACAACAAUGUCGGACGAUUUUGAACGUAGAGUAGAAGAUGAGAUGGAGUGUUUCGCCGUUCCCUACCUUUUUGAACCUGAAUACACAGACGAAGAAAUUAGGCAGAUGGAAGAGACUGCUGCGGCGACACACACCUCUCAAGCAUCGGGCAGACAAAGAUCGAACGAGACGUGGUGGUGCACUUGUGGCAAAUGCCAACCAUUGCCAACGGAGGAAGAAUCCCAGUGCUGCCACGACUGGACCAUUUCAAUCCCGCCGUUAGAGUCUAUCAAUGAGUCAGCUGAUGAGACCCAGUUUACAUAUCGCUGCAUUACUCAACAAAGUGGAUUUCCACCGUUACUGAGCAAAAGCGUUCUGGAGGUGUUUUUUAGUUUGCCCAAAAUCAACUGGAGACGCCAUGCGAGGCCCCAAGGACCUGGUGGCACCCUAACAGUAGAUCAAUACCAGCUGGUGGCAUACAGGAUAGUGCUGGAAUGGAUGCUGAAAGGGGAGAGAUUGGGAAGACGCAACAGGAGGGUUCUUCCGUCCUGUGUUGUCAAUGCCAUCAGACGGUCAUACCCCUCUCCAUCAGGAAUGUAUGUAGGCUUCAGAGAAGCAGAAGAGGCUUUUAGUCUUCUAUAG
This is a messenger RNA of Rhinichthys klamathensis goyatoka, 1104 nucleotides long. RefSeq lists its product as uncharacterized. Lineage: Eukaryota; Metazoa; Chordata; Actinopteri; Cypriniformes; Leuciscidae. The transcript is spliced from 2 exons. The record is from RefSeq and is a predicted model, not a curated record. The coding region runs from base 490 to 1104 and encodes 204 amino acids.